This is a messenger RNA of Penicillium mononematosum, 1815 nucleotides long. Its product is annotated as MFS transporter. The transcript is spliced from 3 exons. Bases 1 to 1815 code for a protein of 604 amino acids. Gene Ontology annotation, biological process: transmembrane transport. NCBI's taxonomy places the organism in Eukaryota, Fungi, Ascomycota, Eurotiomycetes, Eurotiales, Aspergillaceae. Gene Ontology annotation, molecular function: transmembrane transporter activity. The record is from RefSeq and is a predicted model, not a curated record.
AUGGCCGAUCAACUGCCUGAGGCCGAAGAAUCGCAUAUACCGAGCGAGAAGCCACGGAACUCGGCUGAGAUAGAGAGACGUACUACGUCAGCCUCUAUCGGAUCAUCGACCGGCUCGAGUAUCUCUGAAUAUGACCCCCAGGUGCAUAGGCUACAAUCGCGAAACACAGAACUGGACUUGGAACGUCAUCGGACUGGGACAUCGCGAGCAUUGAGCAGGACUGAGACGCAACGCGCUCAACAUGCGCUCACCGUGGGUGAGAGUCUUCGGUCGCGACCGUCACGGGCUCCAUUGCCAGCCUUUGGUGGGGGCAAACCCUACCCUCCACCUCUUCCUGAACGGGAAGAUUACGUUGUGGAGUUCGAUGGGCCAAAUGACCCGUUAUACCCGCUGAACUGGCCCUUGAAGAGGAAAUGCUACAUUAGUGCUAUCCUCGCCUUCACCAGUAUUUGCUCCACCUUCGAUUCCGCCGUUUUUAGUGCUUCAUCCAAUAAUGUCUCGAGUUACUUCAGCGUCGGCCUUGAAGUCGCCAUCCUCUCCAGCUCUCUAUACAUCAUCGGGUACGCCUCAGGUCCCUUGAUAUGGGCUCCCCUGUCCGAACUCAAGGGUCGUCGUCUCCCUAUCAUCGUCGCCAUGUUCGGAUUUGGCGUCUUCAACAUCGCAGUAGCAGUCGCGAAAGACUUGCAAACACUCAUGAUUUGCCGAUUCUUCUGUGGUAUUUUCGGCAGUUGUCCCCUAGCAGUUGUGGCUGCUGUGUUCUCUGAUAUCUGGGACAACCGCACCCGUGGUGUUGCUAUUGCCAUGUUCUCCUCGACCGUGUUCCUAGGCCCUCUCCUAGCACCUUUCAUCGGAGGCUUCAUUAACAUGUCCUAUCUCGGCUGGCGCUGGACCGCGUAUAUCCCCGCGUUCAUGGGCUUCGCCGCUUUCCUCCUGAAUAUUUUCUUUCUAAAGGAGUCAUACCCACCUGUGGUCCUUGUGGAGAAGGCUUCGGAGCUACGUCGUCGCACUAAGAAUUGGGGCAUACAUGCGAAGCAGGAGGAGAUUGAGGUCGACCUUCGAGACCUGAUCGUAAACAACUUCUCUCGUCCGCUUCGACUACUAAUUAACGAACCAUUGAUCCUAGCCGUCACUGUCUACCUAAGUUUUAUCUACGGGUUGCUCUACUGCUUCUUGACCGCUUACACUCUGGUCUUCCAGGGCGUUUACGGCAUGAACGCUGGUGUUGGAGGACUUCCGCUCUUCGGCAUGGUGGUGGGUCUGUUUAUCGCCGCGACUUAUAUUAUCAUCGCUAGCAAGGGCUACAAUAAGAAACUCGACAUGAACGGUGGUGUCCCUAUCCCCGAGUGGCGUCUCCCGCCAGUGAUGGUUGGCGGUGCUCUCUUCGCCGCCGGUCUCUUCUGGUUUGGAUGGACUGGCUUCAACGGUACCAUCCACUGGAUCGUGCCUACCCUGAGUGGCCUAUUUACUGGAUUUGGUCUUCUGAUCAUCUUCAUCCAAUUGUUCAAUUAUCUGAUUGACACAUAUCUUAUGUUCGCUGCAUCAGCCAUUGCAGCAAACACCUUCUGCCGCUCGAUGGUGGCAGCCAGCUUCCCGCUUUUCUCACGCCAGAUGUUCCAAGGCAUGGGUAUCCAGUGGGCUUCUACGCUUCUCGGAUGCGUCGCAGCUGUCCUCGUUCCAAUUCCCAUUGGGUUCUACUUCUUCGGUAAGAGAUUGAGGAUGAAGAGCAAGUUCGCGCCAUUUUAUGAAGCUGUCCAGGAAGGACACGCGGCUGAGGAAGCCGAAGAACAGGCGGAGGGGACUGUGCACCGGCAAUAA